Striga hermonthica is the source of this 2361-nucleotide messenger RNA. The record is from the annotation of a GenBank genome assembly. NCBI's taxonomy places the organism in Eukaryota, Viridiplantae, Streptophyta, Magnoliopsida, Lamiales, Orobanchaceae.
AUGGACGCAGCUGCGCAGCUCGUCUACUGCGGAAUAGAUCCUCUGCACCGUACCUCGGCAUCCUAUGGAAAGAGCAGGAGUCGCAGGUUUUUCCCGAGAAUCAAGCGGAACUCCGUUGUGAGAGCCAUUGCAACCGAGUCUAGACCAUCAUCGGAUACCAAGCAGACAAAAGGCAUUGACGGAUCCCCCAAAACGGCGUCGUACAAGCCGGCGAACGGUGCAUCCUCUAGAAUGCAAGAUGUUUCAAAAGAGAUCAAAAGGGUGAGGGCACAAAUGGAAGAGAAUGAGCAGUUGGCUAUCCUUAUGCAAGGGCUUCGGGGUCAAAAUUUGAAUGACACACUAUUUGCGGAUGAUAACAUCAAGCUUCGUUUAGUUGAGGUAGAUGAGAGCAGUGAGUUCUUACCACUGGUGUAUGAUCCUGAUAGCAUUGCUGCUUACUGGGGAAAACGACCACGUGCCGUUGCUACACGUAUUGUUCAGUUAUUGUCCGUUGCUGGAGGGUUUCUCUCUCGCCUUAUCUGGGAUCUAGUAAAUAAUAAGAUAAAAGAGAACGAAGUCGCUCGAGCUAUUGAGUUGAGAGAGAUAGUUACAUCUCUCGGUCCAGCAUACAUAAAACUUGGGCAAGCAUUGAGCAUACGACCUGAUAUACUGUCGCCCAGUGCAAUGACUGAACUGCAGAAGCUUUGUGACAAGGUGCCAUCGUUCCCAGAUGAUGUGGCUAUGGCUCUAAUUGAAGAGGAGCUCGGACAGCCGUGGUAUAAUGUCUAUUCUGAACUUUCUCCUUCUCCGAUUGCUGCUGCAUCCCUCGGCCAGGUCUAUAAAGGCCGGUUGAAAGAAAACGGGGAUUUGGUAGCUGUGAAGGUACAGAGACCGUUUGUUCUUGAGACUGUGACAAUUGAUUUGUUUAUCAUAAGAAAUUUGGGUCUUGUUCUUCGCAAAUUUCCCCAGAUAUCUAUCGAUGUUGUUGGAUUGGUUGACGAAUGGGCUGCACGUUUCUUCGAGGAGCUUGAUUAUGUUAAUGAAGGGGAAAAUGGAACAUUAUUUGCAGAAAUGAUGAAGAAGGACCUACCUCAGGUUGUUGUGCCAAAGACAUACAAUAAAUACACUGCAAGAAAGGUUCUUACGACUCAAUGGAUAGAUGGAGAAAAACUGUCACAAAGUACAGAAAGUGAUGUUGGACAACUUGUGAAUGUUGGAGUCAUAUGCUACCUGAAGCAGCUACUUGACACGGGUUUCUUCCAUGCCGAUCCACAUCCAGGAAAUUUAAUUCGGACACCUGAGGGGAAGCUUGCUAUACUAGAUUUUGGUUUGGUAACCAAAUUGACAGAUGAUCAGAAAUAUGGCAUGAUUGAAGCCAUUGCACACCUUAUUCAUCGAGAUUAUGGUUCUAUCGUAAAAGACUUCGUUAAGCUUGGUUUUAUUCCUGAAGGAGUUAAUUUAGAACCCAUUUUGCCUGUGUUGGCCAAGGUCUUCGAUCAAGCACUUGAGGGUGGGGGAGCGAAGAAUAUCAACUUUCAGGAGUUGGCAUCAGAUUUAGCACAAAUAACGUUCGAUUAUCCUUUUAGAAUACCGCCUUAUUUCGCACUUAUAAUUAGAGCAAUUGGGGUGCUGGAGGGAAUAGCUUUGGUCGGGAAUCCUGAAUUUGCUAUUGUGGAUGAAGCCUAUCCAUAUAUUGCGCAGAGGCUACUAACUGAUGAAUCCCCGCGUCUAAGGUCUGCCUUACGUUACACAAUAUAUGGGAAAUCUGGAGUCUUUGAUGCUGAAAGAUUUAUUGAUGUCAUGCAAGCAUUUGAGAAUUUCAUUGAUGCAGCAAAGAGUGGAGGUGGGGAAAAUCUUAAUGGAAGAAUGGCUGAGCUUGGCAUUUUACAAAAUCGGACAAAUAAUUUGCUUCCGGGUUUUACACCGAGUGCUUCUCAAGCCCAACCUAUUCAAACAAGGGCGGCCUUGGGAUUUUUACUAUCUGACAAGGGAAACUUUUUCACGGAAUUUCUGUUAGACGAGAUUGUGAAAGGCAUAGAUGCCAUCACCAGGGAACAGCUAGUGCAAGUAAUGGCUCUUUUUGGGAUAGGAAAUGUAACCCCGGUUUUUAGCUUGGUUCCAACUCUGGGACCUAUCAGGACCUCUGCACUUCUUCCUACAAUAACUGAGGAAGACAAAGUCAUACUGAACAAUGUCCAGAAAAUCAUUGAAUUCUUGACUGACGGAACUGUAUCUUCUUCAAAUCAGGGUGUGAAUGUUCCUCGAGUGAUCCAAGAGUUGCUCCCGGUGUUGCCGGGACUUUCAGCCAAAGUGCUACCUGAGGUCAUCAGUCGUUUAUCCUCACGUGUACUUGCUCGUGUAAUCCGAGAUACACUUCUGUAA